Molecule: messenger RNA, 498 nt
Organism: Encephalitozoon cuniculi GB-M1
Lineage: Eukaryota; Fungi; Microsporidia; Unikaryonidae
Exons: 1
Coding region: 1-498 (165 amino acids)
Source: RefSeq, marked provisional
AUGACUUCGUUAUCAAGGGAGUACCUUCUGAAGUCGCUGAUCAACCUCCUUCCAACCGAGGAGCAGAUGAAGACGGUUGGGCUGUUUAUAAGAACCUUCAAGAAGGACUACAGGGCAAUAGUGGACGGAUGGAUGUUUGUCUAUGGAAAGUCCAGUGCAUAUCAUAAGCUGAAUCUGCUGUAUCUUGCAAACGAGGUUGUCCAGACAACAAGGGAUGCCGAUCCGGACUCCAUCGAGCUGAAGAUAAUGUUCAAGAAGGCUGUGAACGAGGUGUUUGAGGAGACAAAGAAGGCGACGAUGGAGAACCCCUCUCUUUACAAGAAGUACUGCGAGCUGGAGAAUGUGUGGGUCCAAAGAAAUGUCAUGGUGAUGGAAAGCCACGGAAUCAACCUGGGAGAAUUGGUCAGGAGCAUUGAAAAGACAUUCAAUGACAAGGCCAAGCUGUCUGCAGUGCUAAAGGAUGCCCUUGCUAGGAUCCAGAGCUCCAGCGGGGGUUGA